AUGGAUACGGAGAACAUGGACGCCAUCAAAGGGGCCAUGGAGCGCCCGCAGCCAUUGAACACGGAGGAAUCACAGAUGCCAGAUGACAAGAUUCAGCAAGAUGGUGUUCAAGUUGCCGACGCAGUCACGACUACAUGGUCUCGCAAGCAUCUAAUUGUUGCUUAUACUAGUAUGUGGCUGGUGUAUUUCGUCAACAAUCUCAACAGCAGUCUCACCUCAAACCUCUCCGCUUAUAUUACAAGUGACUUUUCGGAACAUUCGCUGCUCACCGUGAUUUCAGUGGUAACCAGCGUUAUGGGUGCUGCAUGCUUGAUGCCCAUCGCCAAAGUCCUCAACCUUUUUGAUCGAACUGUUGGAUUCGUGAUCAUGAUUUUGAUUGCAAUUAUGGGUUUGAUUAUGAUGGCUGCUUGUAACAAUAUUGCGACAUACUGUGCUGCACAGGCAUUUUACACUGUCGGAUUCACCGGUGCCAUAUUCUGCAUUGAUGUGAUAACCUCAGACACCUCAUCGCUUCGUGAUCGAGGUCUUGCUUAUGCUUUCACCUCCUCUCCUAGCAUGAUCACAGCCUUUGCUGGCUCUCCUUUAUCAAAUCAAUUCCACGAAACCAAUUGGCGAUGGGCGUAUGGGACAAUUUGCAUCAUUCUCCCUAUCGCUGCGCUUCCUUUGAUUUUGACCUGGGAAAUGGCCAAACGAAAGGCCGACAAGAACGGUCAAUUACAAUACAAGGAGAGGACAACACGAUCCUGGAUAGGAAGCAUUUGGUACUACGCCAUGGAAUUUGACGUCUUCGGAAUCUUCUUGAUGAUAGGCGGCACGAUUCUUUUCCUGACAUCUUUCAAUAUCGCCGGCAACACCGAAGGCCAAUGGCAAUCGCCUAAGAUCAUUGCUAUGAUGGUUGUGGGAUUCUGUGUUCUCGUUGCAUUCGUCAGUUACGAGAGAUGGCUGGCUCCGAAGCCUUUCAUCCCAUUCUACCUAAUCACCGAUCGCACUGUCAUUGGCGCAUGCCUACUCGAUAUUACCUACCAGGUCUCGUAUUAUUGCUGGGCCAGCUAUUUCACCUCUUACCUCCAAGUCGUUUACGACACAAGCCUGACGCAGGCCGGUUACAUCAGCGCCAUCUUUGAUUUCAUGGACCCGGUUUGGCUCAUUGGUUGUGGCUUUCUCAUCAGACAUACUGGUCGCUUCAAGUGGCUCCUCUGCGCCGCCGUUCCUCUUUAUAUCCUGGCAAGCGGUCUAAUGAUCUACUUCCGCCAACCGGGUCACAACGUAGGAUAUAUGUGCAUGUGCCAAAUCUUCCUGGCAGUUGGUGGCGGAACAUUUAUUCUGAUCGAGCAGGUUGCUGUUCUUGCUGCGGCCUCGCAUGAAGACUAUGCCGCCAUGUUGGCACUUCUCAGCACGUUUGGAAAUAUCGGUGGCGCGGUGGGCAGUAGUGUUUCCGGCGCUAUCUGGACGAACACACUUCCCGGCAAGCUGCGCGAGAAUCUGCCAGCCGAGUUGAAGGACCAGUGGGAGGAGAUAUACGAGUCCUUGGACGUACAGCUCGGUUAUGCGGUUGGUACGCCUGCUCGCACUGCUAUCCAGAAUGCGUAUGCAUUCAGCCAGCGGAACAUGAUGAUUGCCGGUACAGCGGUAAUGGGACUUUCAAUUGCCUGGGUGCUUAUGAUGAGAAACAUCAAAGUACAGUCUAACAAGGAUCUUUCCAAGGUGCUUUUCUAG
This is a messenger RNA of Penicillium egyptiacum, 1716 nucleotides long. NCBI's taxonomy places the organism in Eukaryota, Fungi, Ascomycota, Eurotiomycetes, Eurotiales, Aspergillaceae. The record is from the annotation of a GenBank genome assembly.